AUGGAGGAAAUACCUGGUUCCCAGGAAUGCGAGGAGAAUUUUGAGAAAGUUCCCUCUGAGCAACCAGAGGAAAAGAAACACAGUCGUGUAGGCGGCAUUCUGGACACGAUCCGAAGGGUAUCAGAUGCCAUCGUGAACAACCCGUUUGAGCCCCUGGAGGCUCGAGGUGAAGACGUCGAAAUCGACCUGAUGGUCACAGAGCAAGCGUUUUACGAAGCUCCAGAGGUGCCCGAACAAACGGCAGACGAAGCUUCGCAGACGUCCCCUGUUGCAAAAUUUUUUCAUGAAUUGAAAGAUCGCGUCCUUACACUUCCGAUGGAGCCGUUUGAACCCAGGGGUGAGGACCCAGAAAUUGACCUGAUGAGCACGGAACAGGCGUUUUACGUCUAUGACGCUUCAGGCGACAGCGUGAAACCGCAGACUCGAGCGGAGGACGGCACGGAGAAAUCAGAAAAGAGCCAAGAGUCUUCGGAAACUCGCAGAUCCAGGUCAUACUCCACUUGA
This is a messenger RNA of Soboliphyme baturini, 504 nucleotides long. Lineage: Eukaryota; Metazoa; Nematoda; Enoplea; Dioctophymatida; Soboliphymatidae. The record is from the annotation of a GenBank genome assembly.